GCACACUGGUAGAGCAAAAAACAGCGAGUGUUCUUCGUGUGGAUCCUUUCGUCUCGCCUUCCUCCUGUGCUCUCAUCUUGCGAUCCGCUCCUCUCCGUUGCUUGAGGCGAUUGCAUCAAUGGAGGAAUGUGUGGGUACUGCAGACUAGGUGACGCGGUAUAAACUGCCUCUCCAUGGUCCUCCUCUGUCCUCCAACCGAGAACGGAGACGGCUCCCCCGUCUCUUCGUGCUUGGAGAAUUGAUCCAGUACGUCAGAGCAAACUCACCGACGGCGACUAGAGCUGCUGCGCGGGCAACCUGUUCGACGGAAUGGCUGACAGCAAGACGGUGGCCGUGGCUGUGGCUGGCGGCAAGGACUGCUUCCAGGACCUCCCGGAACCUGUGCUCGAGCUGUUGCUGUCGUUCCUGCCCUCGCGGGACGCGGUGAGGACGUCCGUGCUCGCUCGCCGCUGGCGCAUCCUUUGGAAAUCCGUGCCAUCCCUGCGCUUCGAUGCUUCUCAGUUCGAGAGCGCCCAGGCUCUCAACGAUUUUGCUAGUAAGCUGCUUGAGCACCGCGACCGAACCGUGCCUCUUCGUGAAUGUCAUAUCAUCUCCUAUCAGGAUGGUGCAGAAGAUGAGGCUCUCUGUGAUCUUGAAUCGUGGGUCCAGUAUGCCUUCUCGUGUCAAGUUUCGGUGCUUCGAAUUGAAUCCUUGGGUCCUCGUCGUUCUGAUUUUUUGUUAUCCAACAACAGUGUCAUCUCCAAGUACUUGACUGUACUAGACCUUUUUCGCUUGGAGUUUGGCGGAAACCCCCUUGAUCUUUUCUUCUGCCAGGCGCUGCAGGUGUUAGAGAUAGAUCACUGUUCUGUCAACCUUGGGGAUGUCUUGCCCAAGUCUUUGCGACAUCUGAAAAUAAGAAGUUCAAGACUUUUUUCCAGGCAUAAACCACAAAGUGGUCUUUCUGCUCUAGGUCUUGUUACCUUUGAACUAGCUGACCCUCAGGGGUGGACUCCUUUGCUUGAGAACCUGCCAUCAUUGGUAAAAUCAUUUAUCAGGCUUAGCUGCUUUUGCGAAGAUGCUUGUGAUAAUGUGAAGUGCCUCGGGGAUUGUGGUGACGAAUCAUGUCACGGAUGCUAUGGUGAAGAUGGUCGCUGUGUGCUUCUCAAAGGUUUGUCAGGCACUACGAAUUUAGAGCUGAUAAGCCAAUAUUCCAUGAUUUUCAGAAAGGACUUGAGAUGGCGCCCCAUGUUUAGCAAGUUAAAAACUUUGGUGCUGAAUGAGUGGUGUCUGACUGGAAACUUUAGUGGACUACUUCACUUUCUUCAGCACUCACCAAUUCUAGAAAAGCUUACCCUUCAACUUCCAUCUCGCAAGCAUUUUGACAUUGGAUCAAGUGGAAGUUACAACCCAGCAGAAUAUUUCUUGGUGUCGAAGCACCUCAAGGUGGUUGAAAUCCAUUGUAGCAAGGAGGAUGAAUGGGUUUGUCAAAUUGUGAAUAUCCUUGGUAGUCAUGGAGUAACUUCUGCGCAAAUUAGCAUCAAACAUGAUUCUUGGAGUUCUUUCAGGUUCAGUUUCGAGCAGCCAAAGAAGAUGUCCCUGAAUUAAUCUUGGCAGCAUGAGGUUGCUGUGUUGUAUCUACCUGGAUCGUGUGUGUGUGUGUGUCCCUGAUCCAUUCAUAUGAAGGAUGGACUUCCGUUGAGAUGCGAUUUGAAUAGGUUCAAAUGUCACUGUAGUGAUGUUGCACUUUUGGCCGGUGUCAGGCCUCAACUGAUUUACCUAUUGAAGGCCUAUGAUCUAUCCAUAUGUUUCAGCAACCUGUAUGUGUAGCUUAAGUUGUGUAAAAUGGUACCUGUUCUAUAUUUCAGCAACCUGUAUAUCUAGCUUAACUUGUGUAAAAUGUUGCCUGUUCUCUUAUAUCGAGUACUGCUUUAGUUUACCUGUAUAUCUAGCUUAACAUAUUUGGCAAUCCGUACA
Triticum dicoccoides is the source of this 1953-nucleotide messenger RNA. RefSeq names its product F-box/FBD/LRR-repeat protein At5g22700-like. Gene Ontology annotation, molecular function: protein binding. The coding region runs from base 310 to 1584 and encodes 424 amino acids. The record is from RefSeq and is a predicted model, not a curated record. The transcript is spliced from 5 exons. NCBI's taxonomy places the organism in Eukaryota, Viridiplantae, Streptophyta, Magnoliopsida, Poales, Poaceae.